AUGGAAGCCACUCACACACACCGGCCCCAACCUACCACUCCAACAACGCCGUCGCCACGCCUACAGAGCGGCCGCAGCGGAGCUCGGGCUAUUUCUCGACUUGAUCAAAGCCGCACAUGCAUUACAAGAUCAAGAAACUCAACGUCCCAGCAGCAGAAAGAGGAAGAGUAUGUCCACCAUUCCACUCUUUUUGCAAGCAUUCGACAAAAGAAGACUGAAGAGAGUAACAACAUAAACAAAGAUGGUUUCGUUAGGUUCCCGCAGCGAGGCACUCCGCGAAAUAACAACAGUACUCAUAGUUUAAGCGCAUCUAAGAUUAAGAGUGCUAAAUCAGUGAAGAGUUCUCCGUCGGCGUGGGCGUUGUCGCCAGGGCGGUCUUCACCGUACUUGGUAGCACCGGACUCUCCGGGGCCUGCGCUGGCGCCGGUGCCUGCCGAGACAAGGGGGGCUAAAUCCAGUGGCGUUAGUAGCGUAAGUGGGGUUUUGAAGUAUUUUAGACAGAAGAAGGUGUCACCAGUUCUUGAAGGAGAAUAUAAUAGAUUUCGAGCUUUGCAUAGUACGUUGUUACAGUACAGAUUUGCCAAUGCUAGGGCCGAGGCUUCCAUGGCUUCUCUAAAGAAUGUUUCAGAGGGUAGACUUUUUUCCAUGUGGGUUAGAGUGUUAAAAAUGAGAAAUUCCAUCUUAGAAAGGAAAAUUCAAGUACAAAAACUUAAAUACGAGAUUAAAUUAUGUCAAAUUUUAAAUCCACAAAUUCUACUUCUGAAUGAAUGGUCAAAGUUGGAUGGAAAAAAUUGUGAAGCAGUGAGCCGGGUCACGAGAAAACUAUCAGUAUUGUCUGUCAAGGUCCCUUUUGAAGAUGCCAAGGCAGAUGUGGAGUCUGUUUACGACGCAAUGAACAAAGCCUUGGCAGUUAUGGAUGGCAUUGAAGAAACUGUUAAAAGAUUCCUUCCACAGGCUGAGAAAGUGCUGUAUAUGCUGACGGAGCUCAUAACCACGGUGGAAGCAGAAGAUGAGUGUUUGAAAGACUUAGAUAGCCUUUUCCCCUUGGUUCCAUCUUUAAUGGAAACAGAGAAAUAUUUAAGAGUACAUCUUCUCCAAGCGGCGACGGAGUCAAGGAAAAGUUACUGCUCAGAUGUUAUCUGA
Molecule: messenger RNA, 1143 nt
Organism: Mangifera indica (mango)
Lineage: Eukaryota; Viridiplantae; Streptophyta; Magnoliopsida; Sapindales; Anacardiaceae
Product: QWRF motif-containing protein 7
Exons: 5
Coding region: 1-1143 (380 amino acids)
Biological process (GO): centrosome cycle; spindle assembly
Cellular component (GO): centrosome; cytoplasm; nuclear microtubule
Molecular function (GO): microtubule binding
Source: RefSeq, a predicted model, not a curated record